GGUUCCAGUCCCUGGAAUGGAAACACACAUUCCUGUCCUCUUCCUGGAUCUCAGUGCGGAUGAUUUCCAGUCCAGUCUCUCAGCCCCGCUGGCCGGGGGUCUGGACGCGCUGCUCGGCGGGGAGGACGACGAUGACUUCUUUGACCUUCAUAUUGUUAAAAACUACGAUCCAGAGGUGAAGGUGGAGGCCUCCUGGGACUCCACAGUCCACGAGUGCCCCCAGCUGAGCCGCGUGACGUCAGCUGACCAGAGGGUCUACCUGACUGUUAGCACAGUGGUUCAGCUGAGCCACCCCGCACACAUGCAGCUGGUACUUAGGAAACGCAUUUGCGUCAAUGUCACCGGGAGACAGGGUUUUGCUCAGAGCCUGCUGAAGAGGAUGUCUCAGCGCAGCACCAUCCCUGGCUGCGGAGUCACCUUUGAAAUCGUUUCUAACAUCCCAGGA
Plectropomus leopardus (leopard coralgrouper) is the source of this 445-nucleotide messenger RNA. The record is from RefSeq and is a predicted model, not a curated record. NCBI's taxonomy places the organism in Eukaryota, Metazoa, Chordata, Actinopteri, Perciformes, Serranidae.